Molecule: messenger RNA, 1516 nt
Organism: Purpureocillium takamizusanense
Lineage: Eukaryota; Fungi; Ascomycota; Sordariomycetes; Hypocreales; Ophiocordycipitaceae
Exons: 4
Coding region: 31-1182 (383 amino acids)
Source: RefSeq, a predicted model, not a curated record
AAAAAAAAAGUAACCAUUUUGAGACACAAGAUGCCUUCCGACAAGAAAGGAAAGAAGAUUGCCACCGCGGUCAACGUCUCCUCGCGCAACGCUUCGCAGAGCGCUAUGUCGUACCGCAGCAUCGGACCUGACUCCUCGUCCUCGUCCGCCAGCGGUGGACUUGUCCCCGGCUCGCCUGGUGCCGCGGAGACUGCUAUGACUACUGCCUCCACCGUCAAGAACACUGGCGAAGGUGGUGCUGGUGGCGGUGUCGCUCACGGCGGCGACGGCGUCUCUUCGCCUCCCCUUUCUGACUUUUGGCGCCUGCUUCCCAUGUCCAGCGGCAUGCGUCGCGACACCCACCACGCGGCUGGUGGUAGCGGUGGUGCCGCGGGCACGCCCGGCGGCGGUCCGGCGCCCAGCUGGCUCGCCUCCUCGUCGUCGUCAGCCUCUUCGGGCGCGGGCGACGGCACGCCUCGUGCCUUGGGUUCCAAGUCGACGGUAAACAACUCUCCAACCGCGCAGCAGAGCGCCUCGCCACCCCUGACCCUCGUGGCGUCGACCCUUGACAAUGUUGAUACUGAGACCGGAAACCAGAUGCAGGUGCUUGCACAUGGACAGAUACACGGCCGCCAGACUGCUGCUGCUGCUGCUGGUUUCGCUGGUGGUGGUGGCAUCUCUGAGAAUGAUGGCGGCGACCUCGCGCUCACGCCCGAGGGCCAGUUUGUGAAGCGCCGUUGGGAGAUGAACUCGACUAUGCACGCGGCUAUUUUUAUGGCCCAGGGCCUUGUGAUUAUGGCCGUGGCUUGUGUCCUCUUGGCCGCUACCAUUUGGAAGUACGACGAUGUUGAUGAUGCCGCGCUUUGGGACGUUCUUGGAAGCUACGUCCAGCCCGCUCUUGCGAUCAUGUUCGUCAUCUGCAUGGGCACGCUCGCCGCUCAUGAGAUGUUCGUCCUCUCGACCGUGCUGCUGCUGUACCUGCAGGCCGCGGUCCUCGUCAUUGCGAUUGCCACGUCCCUCUUCACCUGGUUCUGGCUUUUCGGCGCCUCCAACAACGUCGGUCACGGCGGCGGUGGUGGUGGCCAUGGCCGCCCUGGCGAUGAUGGCGCCGACUGGCAGCUGCUCAAGGGCGUGGUCGUGAGCUGCAUCGCGGCCGUCCUGGGCACCGUCGCGUUCGCGUUCUUGCGCAUCGCAGCCGUCUGAUGUGACUUUUUUUUCUUUCGCGCUUCUCGGCCGUUCACUCCCGACAACGAUAUUCUUCCCGACCGACCGACCGACUAUACGACGGCCCCUCAUCGGUCGACAAGGCUUAGAUCCUGGACGGAAGGGGUGGGGUUUACUGUUGGGAGCACGGUGAGGGUCGCGGGCGAGGUCACGUCUAACGAGCGACGAUGGGAGGAUCGGAGAACGGAAAUGGAUGAUGAUUUGGGGAUACGAUUGAUACCCGGGGCGUUUCUGGAACUGUCAUGUUUUCUACACUUUGCUUUUGCUGUACUGUUGCUUGCUACCUCUCAACUCGACAUGACAGAACAAUCAA